Molecule: messenger RNA, 4377 nt
Organism: Antechinus flavipes (yellow-footed antechinus)
Lineage: Eukaryota; Metazoa; Chordata; Mammalia; Dasyuromorphia; Dasyuridae
Gene: ATF1
Product: activating transcription factor 1
Exons: 8
Coding region: 573-1880 (435 amino acids)
Biological process (GO): regulation of transcription by RNA polymerase II
Cellular component (GO): ATF4-CREB1 transcription factor complex; nucleus
Molecular function (GO): protein binding; DNA-binding transcription factor activity, RNA polymerase II-specific; RNA polymerase II cis-regulatory region sequence-specific DNA binding
Source: RefSeq, a predicted model, not a curated record
CAGACUGAAGUGCCUAGUCCAUUGUAGGUGGUUUAAAACGUUAUUUAAUUGAUUUAUCGAAAAGGCGGGCUACGGCAUUUAGCCACAACGGUAUCCCUGCUCUAGUGCAAUAGAGUAAUAGGUCUUUGAAUCACGAAGGCCUGAUUUGGAUUCACGUCCUGGGGUUAACCUCAGUGUCCCCAAGAAACUACGUAUCCGCAUUCAUAGAGGGCGUUCCCAAGGCUAAAGAAAUAACAGGCCAGUUUAAAAAAAGAAAAGAAAAAAAAAAAAAAAGACGAGAUUAAUGAUCACAUCAGUCUAGAUGGCUGGAGGGUGGGGUAGGAUGUUAUAGAUAGGAAGCACCACAGAAUCAUCGCCCGGCAAAGCUCAACUCAGUCUGCUGAGGAUGCAGAGUAAGCAGGAGGGGUAUCUAAAAGAUGUGGGGAUCAAGGCCAUGACCAAAAUCCACGAACUCGCGAGGUAAGUAAAGAGUCGCAUCGACCCCACUCUGCCUUUCUGGUGAUUUCUCCUCCCGACUCAAGCGCGCUCCCAUAGUCAGACGCCCGACGUUGGCAGGUCACGCGGGCAGCGCGAUGACGUUGGACGGCGGCUCACUAGGAGAAAGAAUUUUGUCCCCUCCCCCCUCCUCCUGGCUCCCCCAUCCUCGGGCCCCGAGUGGACUAUGCCGCCGUCGUCGGCGGCCCGAACCGCUGUGGAGACGUUGGCGGCCGGGGCUUAGCCCGGCGGCCACCGCGGCGGCGGCCUCUAGCUUCGGUUCCGUCCCGCCUCCACCCGGAAGGGAAGCCGCCGAGGGGAGGAGUAGCGACCCGGGUCGCCGCGGGAGGGACGGACGGAAAGCGGGCGGUAGAGGGACCCGGGCUCGAAACUUGAUUCUCGGGGGAGGGGAAGUUCCCGCCCAGGAACCCGAGCGGCGACGUCGGGAGUGGCCUCAGUUGAUUAUGGAAGAUUCCCACAAAAGUAACAGUUCAGAGACAGCACCACAACCAGGUACAACAGUGCAGGGUGCUCAUAUCUCUCACAUUGCUCAACAGAUGUCACUAAGAGGAGCUGCACCAAUGACAGUUGUACAUCUUUCUGGAGAACAAGUACAGAGUCAGGGGGUCAUCCAGACUGCUCAUUCGUCUUCAGUAAUCCACCCCCCCCAAGUACAGACAGUUCAGGUAUCAUCCUGGUCAGAUAGUGAGGAUUCUCAGGAUUCAUCUGAUAGCAUAGGCUCUUCACAGAAAGCUCGGGGGAUUCUGGCACGGCGUCCAUCUUAUAAAAAAAUCUUGAACGAUCUUUCUUCAGAAGACACUAGAGAUAGAAAAGGGGACGAAGAAAACCCUGGAGUUUCAACAGUUACAUCUAUGUCUGUCCCAACUCCUAUCUACCAGACCAGUACUGGACAAUACAUUGCUAUUGCCCCAAAUGGAACAUUACAGCUGGCCAGUCCAAGCACAGAGGCAGUACAGGGGUUACAAGCAUUGACAAUGACAAAUGCAAACAAUACUCAACAAGGAACAACAAUUCUUCAAUAUGCACAAACAUCUGACGGACAGCAGAUACUUGUCCCUAGCAACCAAGUGGUUGUACAGACUGCAUCAGGAGAUAUGCAGACUUAUCAGAUUCGUGCCACACCAGCAAAUACUAAUCUUCCACAGACAGUAGUGAUGACAUCUCCAGUCACUCUAACAUCUCAGACGACCAAAACAGAUGAUCCACAGAUGAAAAGAGAAAUAAGAUUGAUGAAAAAUAGAGAAGCUGCUCGAGAAUGCCGUAGAAAGAAAAAAGAAUAUGUUAAGUGUCUGGAAAACAGAGUUGCAGUUUUGGAAAAUCAAAAUAAAACUUUAAUAGAAGAAUUAAAAACUUUAAAAGAUCUCUACUCCCAUAAAAAUGUUUAAGAAAAGUUAAACAAAUUUUAUGGACUUACCUAAAAAUUUAAUUGAUUUUUUAAAAUGGAAUUUUAAAAACUAAAAGGUCAAAAAUGAAACUUUUAAAACUGGGAGUUGCAGCAUAAAGACUAAAAGAUUUUAUUUACAAGGUGCUGGUGAUAGUACCUAAUGAAAAUAAGAGGACUUCAAGCAAGCUUCUUGCACAACUGGAACCUCUGUUGCAAUUAACAUUAACAGUUGUACCAGAACGUGGAUUUCAACAAUUUCCCAGGUAGUACUUAUCAACAGAGUUUUGCAAUUGAGACUAUCCAUUAAUGGAAAUCUUAUGUGGGAUUUUUAACCAACAUUCUAUUUGGUAUAGAUUUUCAUUACUUACUAGGUUCUGAAAUGUGCCCUUUUUUGUUUGUAUAAAUAUUUUUUCAGUCACUAUUCUAAAUGACAAAUUUACAAGAAAAUCUAAUGCUUUAUAAAAUGUAUAAAUUAUGUGUACUUUCUCAAUUGUCAAGUCUUUAAAAUGAUCUUUUGAAAAAUGUUUGUUUUGUAAGAAGUUUAGGGGAGAAAAAAAUAGAACAAUCGUUUUUCAGGUUUUGUCUUUUGAGAUGUCCAAGCCAUGUGAACUGAAAAUGAAACUUUCAAAGAAGUAUUCCAAUCAUUUUAUAGAAACAUGUCAGUAAACUGGACAAAAUAGUAUAAACAUUUGAGAAUUUUGAAAAAUAGUAAUGAUUUUGCUUUUUUGGGGUGUGGUGUAACUUUCUCUAAAUGUAUCAUAAUAAAUCAUGUGCUGAUUCUGUAUGCAGCUGAUAUACAUUACUUAUUCUACUGUGCUCUAAUAGAAAUGUUUACAAGCCCCUAAAGUUAUUUUAGAGGAUUUUUAAAAAUCAGCUCAAGAUACAUACCAAAGUAUUUUUCCAAGAGGGUUUUUUUCCCUAAUCAAAAUCUAAUGUAGGGCAUAUCAGUUUUAAAAUAAUGCAAUUUUAAAACAACUAUUCAUGUAGAAAAUAUUUUGUGAAGUAAUAAAUGGUACCUUUGUAAGAAAAAAAUGACUAUUUUUAUAGCUAAUCUUCAUAAAUUCUAAAAACUGUUUUUAUGCAUAUUUUAUCUGUUUAUAUGGUUUUUAGUAAAAAAAAAAUAGAUAUUUUUGUCUCAGAUUAUCAUUUUUAUAUUCUCAUGGGGAAUAAGGUUUUCUGAAUUGCAAGUAUUUCAAUUAUGUGCAUUUCUGUAAAAUUAACUGGAAAUCGCAAAUACGCUGUCAUUAGUACAUCAGUACUUCUGUAAUCAAACUACUCAUUUUUGAGCUUACCUACAAAAAUAUUAUCAUGUGUACCAUUUUGUCUUAUUCCUAUAAAAAUUAAAGGGCAUUUGAGAUAAUCAAGACUGUUGGUUGUAAAAAAAAAAAAAAAUACAACUUGGGAGAAAAAGUUUAACCAUGAAUGAUAACCAAUUUCUUUCUUCUUAUGGUUUAUGGUUUCACCAAAAGUCAUGUUAACUAUUGAAAUGCACCUGUUAUACUAGAAACAAUACAAAAACUAAACAAGACAUGCUUUUGGAAGGUCUAGAUUAGAAAAGAAGGAAAUGCAACUAGAAGUUUGCAAGAGCAAAUUAUUACAUGAGCUUGAAGAAAGUCUUACCCAAUCAUGUCAGUGAAGUCUUCAUGAACAAGUUGGUAUUUGGGCUGCCUUUGAAGUGAUAAAUAGGAUUUCAGAAAACAGAGAUUUGGGACAAGGGAUAGGAAAUGGCAUGAAGUUACAGAGGAAGAUGGGAAGGAUACAUAUAUAAGAUGUAGGAUAAAAGGGUUUGGAUAGCUCCAAAUUGUGCCUGACCUUGAAGACACACUCCUGACUGGCCCAGGGUCAUGUGCUAGUGAGUGCCAAGUGUUUGAGGUCUGAUUUGAAUUCAGGUCUUCCUGACUCCGGUGCCAGUGUGUCACCUAGAUGCUCCUCUUUAAGGAGUUGGGUUUGGGAGUUUUUUUGUGCUCUGUUUUGUUUUAAAUGAAUUGAUUAUGUCAGUUUUGUUACAUCAAGUCAUAGGCAUUAAGGAUCAAGUUAUAACUUUCUGUUAUAUUUGAUUUUUGUUAUACUUCAAAAUUCUCUGAACUGUCACAGAUCUAUUAAAGUAGUAACAUGGCUAAUAUAUGAAUAUAAGCCAAAUUGAAGGCAAAGAUUUACUAUAUAAAUUGUUGAAGCAGUCCUCAGCAAACAAGUUUGCAAUCAGUACACAUCACACUGAAUUUUACAUGAAUCUGUGUAAGUCCUACAUUGAAAGGUGAUAUUUUACACAAGGAAUCAUACUAUUCCAAAGUGCUUUUUGCUUACAUAAUUUGCAGGUGGGUUCCACUAUUGAAAAAUUAUUAAUAGAAGAAUUAUACAUUUUAUGUAUUAUUUUUUAAGUAAAGUCAGUGCUGAUCAUCAAUUCUUUCUGGUGAAAAGUUUAACCAGUCAGAAACCAAGAAAAAUAUUGUGGAAAACAAAUUUUAAAUUUAAUAAACAUUGUAGUUUUCGUGUCUGAA